AAGUCCAGAUCAUGAAGCAUCAAAUGGUUUAAUUCAUCGAAUUGAUGGAGCUCUUCCACCUACUUAUAAAUAUCCAACAGUUUUGAAACGUUUAACUGCUGAACCAGAUCUAUCAUCAUUUGUUCAAAGUUUACCACAAGAUAUAAAAAGAAAAUUAGAUGAAUCAGAUUCAAUUGAAUGGUAUACAGUAUUUGCAGUGCCAAAUAAUAUUUGGAAUAAAAUAACAUCAGGAAUUGUUUCAACAGAAAUCAAAGAAGCUUUAGCACGACAACAUGUCAUGAAUAAAAUGCUUUGUUCAGAUGCAAUUGUUAAAAAUACUAAACGUGUUGGUCCAACAUUAGCUGAAACUUAUAUUGGUAUUGAAAGAAAUUCUAAUGGGAAUUUAAUUAUGAAUGAUAUAUGCAAUAAACAAAUACCUAUUCAACGUACAGAUUUAAUAUCUGGUACUGGAGUUAUACACAUCAUUGAAAACUCAAUAAGCAGUUUAGAAUCAAUGAAAUUAAAUGAAGCUCUUGAAUGCUUAGAAAAUAAUCCUUCAUUUAAUGUAAAACAAGCUGCUAGUGAAAUGCGUAAAUGUCAAAUAGAUCUUGGAGGUGGUAAUGAUAAUGUCAUACUUUUAUCGAAUGAUGGAGCUUUUCAAUCUAAAUUCUACAAAGAGAAUAUAAGACAACUACAAUUAGAUAAAUGUAAAUUAUAUUCACAUCAUUUAUUAAAAAUAAAAAAUCCUCAAAAUGUUGAUGUAUAUAAAACCGGUUUUAAUCAAGAACAAGAAUUUACAACCCAAUAUACAGCAUCAGAUGAUUCAAAGUAUUCUGUUUAUAGUAGAUAUAUUAAGACAAGACAUGGUACAAAAUUAACAUUUAAUCAUGCUGAAGCAACUGACUUACAUCCAAUAAAAUUUCAUGAUGGAGUUAUCCAUAUUGUAAAACAAGUAAAUUUACCACCACAAAGUGAUAUCUCUUCUUUGAUUCAACAAAAAUCAAAUACAAAAGAAAUUUCAACAAAAUUUCUUUCAACUAAUUUUCAUCAACAAUUAAUUCCAUAUUCACCGAAUAUUUUAUUUUUGGCACCAAUUGAUGCAGGAUGGAAAACAAGAGAUUUAGAAAAUUCUUAUUCCAUUGAACAAACUCGUAAACUCCUACAAUUGCAUACUAUUCCACAUGGAUUUUUUGGUAGUGAUGAUGGUUUUAUUGAACGUGGUAGUGUACUUGUAGUUGAAUCACUUUUAACUAAUUUACAAGGUGAAAAAGUAAAAUUAUUCAUUAAACGUACACCAGAUGGUAAUACGUUUGUUGGUCAUAAAGAUCUUAAAGAAGAAUUAUGGUCUAUGGUGAUUGAUUGGAAUAAAGUUGGACAGAAUGGUAUUGUUUGGUUUAUUGAUUGGCCAAUGAAAUGUCCGGAACAAUUAUGUUAACAAUGUUUAAUCAAUAUUUUAAUGAAUUUGAACCUUAAUGAUAAAUAACUAUUAGUCUAUUGUUUAUUGAUCGAUUUUGUUUUGUUAUAAUAAACGAUCAUUUAGUUCAUGUUACCGCUUUUGUUUGUUUUUUUCUUUUUCAUAAUAAAAUAGAAACUUUUGUUUUAUUAUUAA
This is a messenger RNA of Schistosoma margrebowiei, 1588 nucleotides long. The record is from the annotation of a GenBank genome assembly. NCBI's taxonomy places the organism in Eukaryota, Metazoa, Platyhelminthes, Trematoda, Strigeidida, Schistosomatidae.